Molecule: messenger RNA, 11827 nt
Organism: Cavia porcellus (domestic guinea pig)
Lineage: Eukaryota; Metazoa; Chordata; Mammalia; Rodentia; Caviidae
Gene: CUNH4orf50
Product: chromosome unknown C4orf50 homolog
Exons: 12
Coding region: 2085-6098 (1337 amino acids)
Source: RefSeq, a predicted model, not a curated record
UGACACAGCAAAAACCCAAGAACAUGGUAUCCUUAGGGCCAGGUAGCCCAAGGACUGAGGACAGACACCACCAUCGAGGAGGUGAUACUCACCUGCCUCAAGAUUUGGUUAGUUUGAGGGGGACCACCAGGGAGGAGGGAACCACUAAAGCCCCUUGGGAAAAAGCCUUUCCUGGUCAGAGCAGGGUCAUUGCCACAUCAUACAGGAAGGACCCUUACUCCUGAGUGGGGCAGGAGAGUUUUUUUGGGGGGAGGGGUGGAUGCCCCUGACAGUGGGUGAAGGGCAGGCUGGGGUGGCUGGAUACCAGCUGCCGGAAGCGGACCCCAGGAGGAAAUUCCGGAGAAGAGACAAAUGACCUUCGAAUGCCAUCCCUGCCAUUGUGCUAGGGUGGGGCAGGGCCCCCACAAGUCACCUGCUCAGGUGGCCGUCUUCUCCUGAAUGUGGGGUAGGGAGGAUGUGCCAUCACCAUGGUAUAGCUAAGGAGGGUGAGCGUGAAGACUGGGACCACAAGGCCACACAGAGGACAAAUCACAGACCAGGACACAGCAUCACGUCAGCAGCCGCCAUCCAUGCUCUGUGUUUGUUGGCUGUGGAGCCGCCAUAGCCCCGUGACAAGAUCUGCAGGAAACAGAAACAACUGAGAUUCACGCUGUCAAGAGAAACCAAUAUCCCUAGAGGGCCGGAUGCAAGGACAGAGAGGAAAGGAUGUGAGCUCAGCACGGGAGGAUCUGGGCUCGAAAUGGACACAGCUAGGACAGCUGAGAUGAGCCCAUCUCUGCUGAAACCCAAACCUCAAACCAUCCUCAAGUCCAGCCCGUGAUGAAUCAAGAUUAGGUGGUCAGGUACCACGGAGGUGACCUCCUGUGUGAAAAAGUGGACCCGAGGGCAGUCAAGGCCCUGGCAGGGCAUGGGGUCCCCUGCAUGGGGCUCUGUGGGACUCGGGUCUUCAUGCCCUUCUGUCCCUGCCUUUCAAGGACCAGGGCUCUCUCCCUGUCUACUUGGCCAUCCCACCCAGACAGUACACGAUGGAGUGGCCUGGGUUUGCAGUCAGAUGUGCCUGGUCACUCCCAGCCCGGCCAUGUCCCUGCUUUAGACCUGGGCUACCUUCUUCGCAGUAGCCCCAUCUGGGCCCAGGCAACAGCUCAGGCCCGGGGAAGGAGGCGCACGUGAUCGGAUGCAGGCGCUGCUUGCCCCUGGAGGCCCAGCUUUUCUCAUCCCCACCCAGGUCCCAGGUCCCUAAGGGCGGGCCUGGGUGUAGGUCAUGGUGCCUGAGGUGCCACAGAGCCGAGGGCCAUCAGGUAUGGUCUUCCCCCACAAUGCCUACAUCUGGGGAGGCUCAGCCUCAGUACUGUGUUGCUUAGCAACACCUAUGGGGUUCCCGGGGGGCGGAGCUACAAGGUCACUUUCUCAUGCAGAAAGGAGGAAGGCGGUGGACCCUGUCCCACAACUCUCUGUCCUGUUCCUCCCCUCCCAGAGCAGCCUGCAUACGCGUUUCUGCUUCCUGCUCCUCUGAGCAGUGACAGCCAGGGGACAAGGGAGCCAGGGAUGAGGAAAUGUCCCCACAACUGCGAUGUUCUUCCCUCUGGGGCUCCCAUACUCUCAGACAGGUUUUGGCCCCAGAGUGGGUGCUGUCACCCAGGACGCAGGGCGCAGGAUCUAUAAGCCAGGCUGAGUGGUUAGCGAGGGCCCAGCCAGAGGUUCACCAAGCACCUGCAGCUCAGAGUAGGGCGCUGGGCAAGGCUGUGUCCACUCUGGUUUCUCUCCCUUCCACAGGUCAGGGCUCAGUGGCUCCCACUUUCCCUGACUCCCAUCACCAGCUGGUCUCCGGAGUGCCCCCCUGACACACCCAGGACAAACUCUGAUGGCCGAUUUCAGUUUAUUUUGUACCUGUAACCAGAACCUGUUAGAAAAGGGUCUUAGGUCAUUUUCAUCAUUGCUGGGACAGAAAUAUCACAGCCACAACUUACAGAGACGGUAUUUUCCUGAGCAAUCUGCUGGCCGCAGGGCCUCCUCAGAAUCUCCAGAAACUCCAUCAUGAAACCUGGCUUAAUUUUAUAAAUCUCCACCUGUGACAUCUUUGCGGGAUGGAGCCCACCUCCCAAGGACGGACUGAGAAGAGCUUCAGCUAUGUCAUCAGAGUCCCCGGCAGUGAUGGGUCGGAUGUCAUGGACGUUGACCUGAAGAUUGACACGUGCUGGAUAUUCCAGGAUGCAGCGGACAGCGGUGGGGAACAGGGGCGACUUCCAGAGGAAGUGGCUGGCAGCCUGGAUGUGGACACUGGUGGGCUCAGGAGGCAGCUAGAAUCCUUGGAACAGAACCUGGUGGCCACAGCUGACAAGGGUGUCCCGCUGGAGUCCCCCGAGCUGAGGAGCAGGGUCCGGGAGCUGGAGCUGGCUGAGAGGAAGCUGCUGCGCAGGGUGGAUGUGCUCAGCACCCGCUUGGUCCGGGAACGCAGCGCGUCGCUCAGGGCCCACGAGCAGCUUCGGGCGCUGCAGGCGGAGCUGGCCAGCCAGGUCCGGGAAGAGGAGCUCAAGGCCCAGCGGCAGCGGGAGCAGCUGCGGCGGUGGCGGGAGCGGCUGCGGCUCAAGGACGAGGCGCUGGGGCUGCAGGCGGCCGCCCUGGAGCACUGCAGGCAGAGCCAGCGGCGCCAGCUGGGCCUGGUGCGAGGUCAGGAGCGCGUUCUGCGGGCGCAGGUGCAGCGGCUGGAGCGGGACGUGCGGCGCCUCUGCCGCGCCACGGGCCUCCUUCUGGCCCAAGUGGGCACCUCAGCAGGAGCUCUGGGCUCCCCCAAGGCAUUGGCGGAGCCGCGCGCGCUGCAGGCCAAAGCUGAGAGCACGGAGCGCGAGGGUGCGCAGGCGGCGCGCAGGCUGCGGGAGCCACGCGCAGGGGAGCGCGGACCAUGCGGGCAGCUGGAGCAGCUGGGCGGUCGCGUGUCCCGGCUGCGACUGUCGGAGAUGGGCCUGCCAGGCCGCGAGAAGGAGCUCGCCGAGCACAAGCACGGCCUGCGCCUGCGGGAGCAGCUGGGAGCCAGGCACUUCAGCCUGGCCACCCUGGGCUGCCUACAGGACGACUCCCCACCCCUGUCCAGGCAGCAGGACCCCUGCACGAGCCAAGGCAGGCAGGAGGAGGCGCAAGAACCAGGGGCCUCAGCAGGCCAGUUGUCUGAGGGACUCUGCACCUGUGGCUGCGUUGGAGAUGGACAGGGUCCCUGUGUCAUGGUGCCAGACCCAGAGACCACAAGCGAGUUCCCGGAAGAAUGUGCGGGGUCUGAGUGUGAACAGCUUUCUCUGGCAGAGCCCAGCCCAGAUGGACAGGUGCUCCUCCUGGUGUGUGGCUGCCCCCCAGGACCAUCCCCAGAAGCCUCGCUGUGCCCCUUGGAUCCUGCCUGGAUUUCUGAGAGUCUCACAGCCAUCCAGGAGCCCCGUGUGCUGGCGCAAGCAUCCGUGCUGCCUCUCUGGGGGCCAUCCAGGGACGCAGGGUCCGUGCUGCCACUGCUGCUGCAGGAGCCCCCAGAAGGGCUCCAAGCCCAGGAAGAGCUGGACACCAGGCCCGUGCCAGCCCCCAGACCCACUGUACACCCUGGCUGGGACUGUCACCAGGCAAGAAGCCACCUCUGCCAGGAGUCAGCACGUACUUCCAACCACACGUUUCUGAGGGCGGGGCCCAUGGGUGGCCUAGACACUUGGAACAAAGGAGGAGGGACCUCAGCAGGAACAGUGGAGGAAGGAGAGGUCAGGAGGGCUUCAGCUAGGGUAGAGGGAGGGCCUGGGGCCAAAUGGAAGCUGGGGCAUGGAGACCGCAAGGACCUGAGCCUGGGGACUGUGGCCCGAGCCUCUGAGGGUGGACAGGAUGACCAUGAGGCUCCAGAGACCCCAGCCCCUGCCUGCAGCCUGUGGCUCCGGCAGGAGUGUCCAGUCCUGCUUCUCCGAGGAGGGGCGCUGGAGGGUCCCCAGCCUCUGAGCAGGAGCAGGAGGGGGGAAGGGUGUGGCUCAGGCUUCCUGGAAGGGCUGUCAUCUGCCAGAGAGAACACAGCACCCCCAGCCACAGGCUCCAGGACUCAUGGGAUUGGAGCAUUACAGUUCCCUGUGGGGCGAGACAGAGACCCCUGGAUACUGCAGGAUGGGAAGGACCGGAAGUGGCACCUUGGGAGCACCCUGGCCCUGCAGGAGGAAGGGGAACAGGAGGGAGCAGAGGAAGAGGGGAAGCUUCCACCUGGAGAUGCGUCCAGUCUGGGCAACAGCCCUGUCCCUGGGCAGCCAGACUCCCAGGCACUCAUGGGCCAGGAAAUGCUCUCCUGUGCAGGAGAGCGCAGUCUGCUGCAGCCUGCUAGCCUGGCUGUGCUGGCCGCCAGGUGUGAAGCCCCCAGUUCUCCUUUAGGCAAAAGGCGAGAUGGCUGCGUUCUCCAAAUAGAUGAGUUUGAGAGGGAGGUGGAGGCUUGCUUCCAGCAGCUGCAUGCCCUGCAGCUUGGCAGCGGCUGUCACUGGCUGGGUCACAGCCAGGGCUGGGAAGCAGAGCCCAAGGUGGGCAGUGGACGCAUCAGACUGCAGGAGACUGAGCCCUUGUGUCCCGGCACAGCGGUUCCAGUGACCGCGCCUGACUGCAGUGCAGCCAGCCCAGACCCUGCAGGGCAGUGGAGGACCCUGGAGAGGGUGAGAGACAGCUUUUAUCAGCUCCUUUCCACAUUUAAAAAAGAAAGGAGGCAGGUCUUAAGUGACAACGCCAUACUUCAGAGUGACCGGGACAGGUGCCAUCGUCAAGUGUGUGACCUCGAGGAAGCCAGGGCAAGAGACGCCCGCGAGAUCCGCAGGCUGGAGCAGGCCAACCGUGAGCUGGCGGCAGACUUGGCGCACCUACGGGGUGAGCGGGGCUCCUAUCUGCAGGCCAUCUCCGACCUGGAGCGCUGCAACCGUGAGAGUUACCACAAGAUCGUGCAGCUUGAGGAUGAGAAUGAGAGACUGGAGGGGGACCUGGGGCAGCUGCGGGAAGCCAGGUCUGCACGCAGGAGGAAGCCCCGAGGCGUGAUAGACUGCAUCAGCCUGGAGAACAAGGAGCUCAAGGCUCUGAUACCGCAGCUUGGGCUCAGGUAUCAGGAGUUGAUAAGGGACGUGGAGCUGGCCGUAAGGGACAUGCUCCAGGCCUUGAAGGGAGAGAACGAGUAUCUUCUAUGCAGGGUCCGAGGGCUGGAACAGAUGAGCAGCGACAUGGGGGUCUUGGUGCACAACGGGCAGCACCCCCAGGGAAACGCCACGAGGAUGGGGGACAAGGUGCACGCUUUAGACAAAGAAGUUCAGGUGAUUGGAGCCUCGGGGAGACUGAUGACAAGAGUCCCAGGCCCACCCUUGGAGGAGGAGGAGGGUGUGUGCGGAGUGGGGACAGGGCACGACUCUGCAUGUGGUGCUGGGUCUCCCAGUCCAUCGUCACCCUGGGAACAUGCAGAAGGACCCAGCACCCAGCAAGGAAGCACGGGUAGAGCAGCAGCAGGAGAGGCACAUUUGGGAAGAGAGGAGAAAGGACGCUGGUGUUCCGUGGACUGGGCACAAGCUCUGAGGCCCCCCGGCAGUGGCCUCCAGGACGCCGAGGCCCAGGUGGCGGAGGAAGAGCCCCGGCUGUGUAUUCAGCGGCUCUGUCACCAGGUGCAGACUCUGCAGUGCCAGCUCAGGGACCAGGGCUGGGCAAACCGGGAGCUGCAGGCCGCGAGGGACCAGGCUGUCCACCUCCAGGAUGCGCUCAGGGGUGAGCUUGAAGAGCUUCGGAGGGAGCAGCGGGAAGCGCGCCUGGCCGUGAGUCCCCUGAAGGCCAAGCUGGCGUCCCUGGUCCAGAAGUGCCUGCAGAGGAACCGCCUGAUCAUGCGCCUGUUGCAGGAGCUGAGCAGACAUGGCCUGGCCAGCUCGUCACUCACAGAGCUGGUGCAGGGCAUGGUCCACGACGAGGCAUUGAUGGAGUACACGGCCACCUUCCUGAUCCCUGGAGUCACUGAGACCAGCUGCUGCCUGGACGUGGACUUCGAGGAUGCGGCCACAGGAAGAGGAAAGACCACAGAGAGGCAAACACAUCCCUCUGGAACAUGCAGGACCCCUGGAGUGGAGGUGGCUCCAUGAUUUACGACCACUUCCUUGGAGCUGCGUAGAAGCCAAACCACCACAGCCUGCCCAGCCAUCUACAGAAACCUUUCCACCUUGCAUGGAGCCAGCGGGGAGCCCCAGCGGUGCCUGCCAACUGUUAGAUGCUGAUUUUGUUGGCCCAGGAGGGAGGCAGGAAACAGGUCUGGAGCUCCAAGAUCCUGGCUGGCUCUAUCUCUUCCACGCCAUGUCACCUUGCCCUGAUCUCUCACCAUCUCCAUCCAUCCUGCUCUUCACCUGCGUGGGGUCCUCCUGCCCGUGUGAUGACUGCGGUCUCCUGACUGGGACGGUACCCUGGGUGUGCAUGGUAGCUCCCGUGCAGCUGCCAGCCUGUGCAGGAGGUUGUCUAGGGAGAGAGAGGAAUCGGGGGUCCUGCCAGUUCCUCAGAAGGCCCUGGGACCCUCUAUGGUCAGGCGCCACUGCUCUGGGGGAGAGAAGGCCACCGAGGUAUCCAGAUGUCCAACUCUGAGUCUGCCUUGCUGGCCACUUUCAAACCGACCCUUGGCUUCUCUGUUGCUCACUUGCCCAAUGGAGAUGACCAUGUGCCCUUUUGUCCCCCUCUGAUACCUGAUGAGUUCAAAACCUAUCCCUGUCAUACCAUGGUUCUGCAGACAUUGCCACCACCCAGCUUCAGAGCAUCCUCAUCUUCCAGGCUGGACUGUGUCCUCCUAAAACCCCAACUCCUCCCUUCCCCUCUUCCACCCCUGCCAGCUCCUUCUGCUCUCUUCCUCUGUGACAGUGACUGCUCCAGGCCUCAUGUGAUAGAAUCACGCAUCCUAGGACUUCCUGUGACCGACUUAAUUCACACAGUGUGAUGCCUCCAAGGUUUAUGGGUUGGGAUUCCCUUCCUUUUUUCUGGCUGAAUAGUAUUCUACCAUAGAGCCAGGUCACAUUUUGCUUCUCCACUCAUCAAUCAGGGUCGCUUCUACCUUUUGGCUGUCGUGAACGAAGCCACCGUGAACAUCAGUGUACAUGCACCUCUGCUGUGUUUCUUAAUACUGGAAUUAACAAGUUCACCUUUCACAAGCAAAGAUUUCUUAUAAAGUCUGAUUGUCAGAAAAUCAGUGGGCUUGAGAGCUUCGGACGCCUGUCGUUCUGGCUGAGGUGGGAGCUGCACGAGAUUGGCCCUCCCUGACCUCUGCAGGGCAGCCGCCCCGGGGGCUCUUCUUGCUCACCACACAAGUUGCCUGACCCCACUGGCUGGGCCCUGGUGACGCUACCUCAUGGGACGGUGAUGAUGUAGAGGCCUGCGGAGGGACACCAAUCUCGCCCCAAACUCCCCGGAUGACACUGACCCCAGCAAUGUCCCCCAGGAAGGGGGUCUGGACUGGCUCCAUUUCUGGUUCUGCUGCCUGCCUGUUGCAGGGAUCUGGGGCGGAGCCCCUAACUGUUCUGAGACUCAGUUUCCCCUUUUAGAAGGAAGAGAGUGAAGGCGAAGACACAGAGCAGGGAACCCAUUUACGUUCAGGAAACUGAAGCACAAACAGCACCCAGAGCAGGUUCGCACCCUGGCGUGUGGGUCUGAUCCCUGAGCUGCAUGCGGAAGGGGACCGCCCCCCCCCCGUCCUCCCCAGGACCCCUGAGGCCCAGCAUGUGGAGCACCAUGAGCGGGACUAUGCUUGGGGGCUUCACACCUUCCCUGUGAGGGGCAGGACAUCGUGGGGGACAGUCCUGCUUUGUUACUCAGCGUCCUGAUUCCAAAGCCACCGGUCUGAUGCGCAAAGUGCUCUGUGGGUAGCUGGGGCCACGGCGCCGCACUCCUCACACCAGGAGGAACAAGAGCCCUGGGCGGUGGCCCGCAGCAGCAUGGGCUCAGCGUCGUCUGAUUCUGUCUUCCCUUCCCAGGCAAGAAUCUGCCUGCCGAGCUGAUGCAUUGGUGUGUUUUCCAAGUAUUCACAGACUGGUAGGGGCAGGGACCUUCCCAGGCCCGCCACAGGCGCACAGGCUCUGAGGUAAUGGCCGGCCACUCACCGGUGUCACUGCUCAUUCACUCAACAACAGAACCUGAUGAUGAGCAUGGGGUCCCCGGCUCUGCAGUAGGCCCUGUGGCUAUGGGAGAAAGCAGAACCCCAACCUCUGCCCUCCAGCAGCAGGCGCCCCCUUCCCACAGGGCCCCUCGGCUUUGAGUGAGGUGAGAAUGCGGAUGGAAAGGCACUUGGCAGACUCCUGCAUUCUGCAGAACUACAUGGACUUCAGUGCUAGAGAGAUGACAGAGGCCACUGGUGUCAGAGGAAAAGAUUCGGGUUCAAAUCAGAGUAGUGAGGCUGCCAUCAGAAUUGUGCAGCUUGUUAGCUCUGAGAACAGUGAGAGCGACUUCCCUGCCUCAGUUUCCUCACCUGGCGAAUGGGGUAGCGAACGUCUGCCUUGGCGGUACAGCAGUGUGGAGGAUCUGUGGGAAAGCGCUCUGCGGGCCUCAGCAUCAUGCAGAUUCGGGUCGUUAAUGCGGUGCCAUUCAUUAGGCACCUGCUGUGUGCCAUUUAAGACCAGACCGUGCAUCUACAGACAAUGCGGAAGAGUCCUCGGGCUAAGGGAGGAUGGACUCGCCCGUCAGAUGGCUGCACGGCACAUUCAUAGAUCACGAUUAGCAACAGCCCGCGGGUUGGCAUGGCAACGUUUCCCUGUGAACUGCCAGGCAGCGUGGCUUAAAAUAGGUUCAUUGGAGGUGUGGUGGGGCUGAGCCCAAGGAGGCAGUGUGGCUCGGUGGCUGUGCCACCCAGAAGGGCCCUGUGCUCAGGGUGCAGCAUGCCCUUGCCCUCCGUGCAGGGGCUGUGAACACUGGUGAGGAACACCCACUAUUGGGGCUGGGGAGGGCCUUAGACUUCAGCAUAGAUGCCCAUCCUUCCCUGUCCUGCAAGUGAGGACGCUGAACCCCAAGCAGGUCACCAGGCAAUCCACAGUCACGUGAUCCCACCCCUGGCUCCAGACAGAUGGAGCCUGGUUCUGUGGCUUUCUCAAAGGAGUCCCCAGCAAUGGCCCAGUGCAGUGCUUUCUGGUCUUAGUCCUAGGAAGCAAACCUAGGAAGUCCUGGGUUUCCGGUGGGCUGCAGUCUGCCCUACUUAGUCAAGCAGUGGGGCGGGGCAGAGUGAGGGUGUCAUUCCUUUCCAUGGAAGCCAUUCGUGUAAGGGGAGCCCUGACUUCUUGGCUAGGUUCAUAUGGCUGAUUGUUUUCUGGAAUUGAGGGUGGGGUCUGUGGCCUCUGUGCUGAGCUACAUGCCCAGGCUCUUGCUAAGUUGCCCUGGCUGGACUCGAGCCUGCAUCCUCUUGCCUCAGCCUCCUGAGGAGCUGAGGCUGCAGAUCAGUGCCACUGCUUCUGGCUCAGGAUUGAGGUUUUCACCCACCCCUCAGUGGCCUUCCCUGCAUCCUUCUUCAGUGUGUGACAUCAAGCAGCCAAACUGAUCCCAGACAUACGAACCGCUGGGAGUGGUUACCAUGGGAGUCCAGUGACCUGUCACCAUGAGGGUGGGAGCCCAGUUCUGCCCCAGGACCCAGCUGUAUUCCUACUUGGCCUUUUUGUUUUAUUGAAAAAACAGUAAACUUGAGGAGGAACUGCUCACCCCCAUGCUGCUGAGCUGCUUUUGAGAGAUCCCCAGCUCUGGCUGGAUUUCAGAGUGAAAUCCCAGGUCUAGAUCCUGAAACUUCUCCAGGACUCGCCCAGCUUCUGAGAGGGCAGUGCUGGAUGCGUUCAGCAUCUUUCAGACACGCGACCGUUUCUUCUGUUGAGCUGUUGUUGCCCCAGAGGGAAUGGGCAGGGAGGCCAGUGGUGGGUGCGGGGGUCCCCAGCACUCUGCACCCGUGGCCCACCACAGAGGCUAGGGUGUUUAGGACCUGAGGGUUGGAUCCUAUGGUGGCCACUCUCACCUCACUCGCUGGCUGGAUGCUCUGCAGCUAGAAGGUGGAAGGGCACCCAGCCCCUCCCGAGCCCCUGGGGUCACUGUCCCAGCAGGGCCCCUCUGCAGACUACAGUGCCAGUCUCGUCCAGUGCCCCUGUAUGCAGUGCUAAUUAAAUCCCACCAUCCUUGGUGUGUUUCCUCUGGCUUAAGCUUCUUAACCGAGGGUACUUCCGGCCCUGAGUCUCCUUUGGAGUGUAUCCGGUGGAAGCCUUUGAAGUGACAAUUUUUAAGGGAGUGGCAUAUGUGACACAUGCUGACCCUUGGUGGCUGGUCACUACCCUACACCUGAAAGUCCACAGAAUGUGUGACUGACCCACAGCCACGCUGAAUAAAUCUCUUGGGUUCUGUUGUGGCCAGCACCCCAAACUCUUGUAGAAAGAGAAAUUCUGGGAGAAGCAAACAGGAGUAGAUUUUUAUUCGACGAUUGCUUGCUGUAUUCCUACUUGGCCUCGAAAUGAAAUCCCUGGGGCCUUAAGGAAGCAGAGAAAGAAACCCCCUGGGGUUUGUUGGCAUAUUAGACAUUCUCCCUGUGUCAUAAGAAUUUCUAGAAGAUAAUUCACACAUUGCACCUAAACUGUCUUCAGUAAGUCGGGUGGACGUGGGAUUGAAGGAUUGGGUUUUCUUUAUCCCAUGUGAUCCCUUCUGAACCCCGUCCUAGUUUCAGCAGCGCAGCUUCCGUCCGAAUCCAGUCCCCGUGUGCCUGGCGUAAACAUGAUUUGCAGAGUUGUGGGGAGACCACGGGAGCGCUGAUCCCGGGAAUGUAAGCUUCUCUUCAACAUUUUUUCUCCUCUUUCUCUGAAAACAACAGGCUCUGGCACUUUGUUGUUAUGGUAGAAGAAAAGGAAGAGGAAGACCAUCUUGCUGUUAUAAAUCAGACUGUUCAACAUGGCUCAAAACUAGAUUUUGACUCUGUCAAUAUAUUUUAAAGUAGACUGACAUAACACAGCUUUGGUCUUCCUGCAAGGAUGACUGACAGAAACGCAGAGAUAAAGGGCCUUGCAGUGAUCUUGGAAGUGCUAACCUGGACUUUUCACCAGGACAAGGACAGAGCCCUAGCAGACAGGUGGGUGGGGGUGGAGCACACCCCCUGGCUUUGCACUCAGCUGUGCACACUUGCACAGUGUACACCCCUCCGCCUCUCCGUAGCAAAAGCAGGGAAGGCAUGAGCUCGGGCCUGUGUGGAGGCUCAGAGGGCCGAAGUGUGCGCUGCCGCCCCAAGCCGGAGCCUGACACAGCUCAGGUUCCACUGGUCAGGCAGGGAAGGAUGCGAGUGUCACGGGCCAUAGCCAUGAGUAAUCUUUGCUGUUUCUCUUGGCAGAACCUUCCUGGUCUCCUUCCUCCCAGGUUGAAUCCUGGGCAGAAACCACAAGAGACUGUGAUACACACAUCCGUUUGAAAAGCAUGCGCCUCCCCUUUGGGUACUGUAGGGACAAUGAUGCCACCCCCAUAGCUGCGCACACCCAUGAGAAGGCGUCCUGUAGGUCAGUGUUAGCCACCCCAGGAUGGAUGUGGACAGUGCAGCCUAGGCGUGGUCCUGCGAUGCACACAGACCCCUCCGGAGGUCACCAAACCCUGGCUGUCCCCAGCCCUUGCCCACAGUCAGCAGAGCACUCAGUCCUCAGAGGCGGCAUCAGAUUCUCCAGCCUGCCGUGUGCACGCUCAGCCUCCCUGCAGGGUUUUGAGUUUUGUACCACUUGAUGGUUCUGUCUGUGUACAGGAGGCUGGGUUUUCUCUUGUUACUGAGAUGUAUUUUUCUACAUCAGUUAAAUGUAUACUUUGUGUAAUUUUGUACAUUAAAAUGUAUGCUUUUUCAUACACA